AACGCUAAAUGAUUGGAUCAAAUUAAUAGACAAAUUUUAUUUGUUUGACGACAAUAUCGAAGUUAAUAUGCUGUUUGUAACCAAAGAUAAUGAUCGGGUAUACGGUUUGGGUAAUAAUAGACUCGGUAUACUUGGAUUAGGACAUUCUCAUUGUAUGAGUGAACCACAAGAGAUCAUUGAAUUGAGACAUAAAAAGUGUAUUAAUUUCAUAAACGGAUCUGAAUUUAUUGUUUGUUUGACGAGUGAUAAUUGUUUGUAUAGUUGGGGUUAUAAUAGAUACGGACAAUUGGGUCAGGGAUUAUGUGAAGAUUAUGAAACUAAAAAACCAAUGAUUAUCAGAAUUAAUGGAAAAAAUGAUUUUUUAAUACAUGAUGUGAGUUGUGGUACAAAUCAUACAUUAGUUUUAAUCGAUAAUAAUAAUGAAGUGUAUGGUUGGGGUAGCAAUCAAUUCGGACAAAUCGGUAGCCGAAACACCACUAGUGAUGCUAUCACUAAACCCGAAAAGAUUGAAUUCAAUGGCAAUUAUUUUAUAAAAUCUGUUCACUGUUUUGAUAACUCAUCGUUUGCACUGACAAUGGAUGGACAGGUGUUUUGUUGGGGUUAUAAUUGUAGAAAUUUAUUGGGUCUUAAUUCUAAUGAUACGAAAAUAUGUUUACCACAAUUGAUAUGCAAUUUGAAUGGCAUUACAUCAGUAAAAUGUGGUUAUCUAUUGAAAGAUUUUAUGUGUUUGACGACAGUUUGGGAGUUAAUAUGCUGUUUGUAA
Messenger RNA from Oppia nitens, 763 nucleotides. RefSeq lists its product as uncharacterized. The record is from RefSeq and is a predicted model, not a curated record. The transcript has 2 exons. Lineage: Eukaryota; Metazoa; Arthropoda; Arachnida; Sarcoptiformes; Oppiidae. Bases 68 to 763 code for a protein of 231 amino acids.